Kwoniella botswanensis is the source of this 204-nucleotide messenger RNA. RefSeq lists its product as uncharacterized. Gene Ontology annotation, cellular component: mitochondrion. Lineage: Eukaryota; Fungi; Basidiomycota; Tremellomycetes; Tremellales; Cryptococcaceae. The transcript is spliced from 2 exons. Bases 1 to 204 code for a protein of 67 amino acids. The record is from RefSeq and is a predicted model, not a curated record. Gene Ontology annotation, biological process: mitochondrial respiratory chain complex I assembly; electron transport chain.
AUGCCAGGCCCUCAGUAUCGUGAUCCAUGGGCUGCCAGAGAAGCUUGGAGGAAAUCACCCAUAUUUAGCAACCGAGCAAUGUUCAGGAGCAUGUUCCCAGGAUUAGGUACAGCGAUAGUAGCAUUCACCGCCUACGUGAUCUACGAUGAUUAUUUCGCUUCGAAACCCGCACAUGAACAUGGUGGACAUACCAUCUCGCAUUAG